Molecule: messenger RNA, 459 nt
Organism: Penaeus indicus
Lineage: Eukaryota; Metazoa; Arthropoda; Malacostraca; Decapoda; Penaeidae
Exons: 2
Coding region: 34-363 (109 amino acids)
Source: RefSeq, a predicted model, not a curated record
UACAUAUUUUCCAUUCUCAAACAGAUUAGAGGAAUGCUGACUGCAUUAUUGGAACCAUGUCAUGGACAAGGUGCAGAGAAGCGGCUUUUUUAUCUUCGCGAUGCUCUUGUCUCCAAAUUGUUUAGACUUAAGGUUGGAAGUGAAAGAAUCUCAGGCAUCAACCUAGCAGAUCAGUUAGUAAAGGGCCACCAGCUAUUGGAAUGGUUACCAGCCUUAGAUAUAAGUGAUGAAGCACAGACGAAGAUUAUCACCUGUGAACGAAGCAAAAGAAGGCAUAUGGCCACUUCUUUAUUCAUAGGACUAGCAUUCUCCCAAGUACUUAUCCUGCAGAAUAAAAAUGCCCUAAAGAUUUUAAGUAGAUGAAAUUGUUAGUUUUAUGCAGGCCUAGAAAAGAUAUGCAUUGAAUUGUCAUUAAUGUUAGGAUCUUAAUGAACUGAAUAAAGUAUUGAUUUGUCAGAA